UCUAUAUAUAAAUACAUAUCCUUAUUUAUUUUAUUUUUUAAGAAAAAACUUUACCUUUUACCUUUCUUCUUCAGCAAAUUUCAUGGCGUUUUCUUCUUCUAACUUGGACUUAACUAUAUCAGUUCCUUCUUCCGCGAGAGAUUUGGAUAUGAACCGAUUACCAUCGCCAGGAUCCGAUGAUGAAUGGAUCGCCUCCACCAUGGAAGUCGUCGUCGACGAAGAAAACACCACCAAUGACGGCGUCGUUCCUCGCAAAAAGCUUCGCCUUUCGAAAGAACAGUCUCGUUUGCUCGAAGAAAGUUUCAGGCAGAACCAUACCCUAAACCCUAGGCAGAAAGAAGCAUUGGCUUCACAACUCAAGCUUCGGCCCCGACAAGUUGAAGUUUGGUUCCAGAAUCGUCGAGCCAGGAGCAAGUUGAAGCAGACGGAAAUGGAGUUCCAGUAUCUGAAGAGAUGGUUCGAAUUUUUGACUAAACAGAACCAAGAGCUUCAAAGUGAAGUGGAGGAGCUUAGGGCCUUGCAAGUAGGCCCGCCCACCGUCAUAUCUCCUCACAGCCGUGAACCGCUCCCUGCCUCCACCCUUACAACCUGCCCUCGCUGUGAGCGUGUCACUACAAUUUCUUCCCGUGGCGCUGGCCUCAUUAAUACGACAACCUCCACCAACAACACCUCAACCACCUCGGCCCACCAAUCAAGGCCGUCUUCGGCGGCUGGUUAAGUAGUACAACUGACUGAACACAAUAGAAACUUAUUUAGGUUUAAAAAAAAAAAAAACAAUGUCCAUAUUAGUUUACAAAUUUAGAUAAGGAUUUUAUUUGGUUUUUUUUGCUUUCUUGGAACUCGGUUUUUUUUUCCUUAAAGCAAUUGGAAUCAAUGGAAUUGAAGUUCUUGCAUUUUAUGGUAA
Molecule: messenger RNA, 904 nt
Organism: Gossypium raimondii (Peruvian cotton)
Lineage: Eukaryota; Viridiplantae; Streptophyta; Magnoliopsida; Malvales; Malvaceae
Product: homeobox-leucine zipper protein HOX3
Exons: 4
Coding region: 83-718 (211 amino acids)
Biological process (GO): regulation of DNA-templated transcription
Molecular function (GO): sequence-specific DNA binding; DNA-binding transcription factor activity, RNA polymerase II-specific
Source: RefSeq, a predicted model, not a curated record